GCAGAAGACAACUGAGGACUGUGAGCGGUGGUGCUUCUAAGCUUGGAGAGAGAAGGGGGAGAGGCAGGCAAAGGAGAAGGAAAACAUCAGAAGAGGCGCAACGAGAGCGAUAUUGUGCGUUUAUGUCUGUUUGUCAUCACUGGACUGCUCCCCCAUUCUGACCAUUCAAACCGUCAACGGUACCAGUGACUUCAAUUCGGCCUAUCCUGCCCAAUAUCGGUUUGUCUCAUGCGGUCUAGUUUGGAGGGAAAGAAGCGAGAAGGAUGAUCACGACUCAGAAGCACUGGAGAUCAUAGAGUAUCCCCUAAACCUUUCACACCACCUGCUAGGUCUGAAGCUCUGGUCUGACACACCCCUGGACCUGCCCCGGUCACACCCACCCACCCACACCCCUGCAGAACAGCGUCUGAAACCCCUCACUUCUUCAAACCUCUGCCCACUGGAAUAAAUGAGUGGACCUGCUGGAGAGGAUAGGGCUGGGAUAUAUACCAGAACCUACACAGAAUGUCCUGGUUCAGUGGCUUCCUAGUGGCCAGAGUCGACGACCGCAAGACCGCGUGGGGGGAGCGCAAUGGCAAGAAGUCCAAGCGGAAGGGAGGCUCAUCCCUCUGCAACCCGCGUUACAUGAGCUGCCUGAGGGACCCGGACGCCAUGGAGCCCCCCUCUGGAGCCCCCCUCAACCCCCACCACUGCGGAGGGGGGGCCGGGGCGGCGGGAGGGGGGGGCAACUUCGGUGUGCGCUGCAUCUGGCAAGAAGACCACUACGGCAAAGGCGGCGUCACCGGUGAAGGGGUGGGGCUCAAAUCUGUCGACCUGGGCUUUGAGGACGGGGACCUGAAGGGGAGGAAUGGGGGGGGUGGCGGGGAGGUGGGUGACGAGGGCCUCAAUGGGGGAGGGGUGGUGACGGCGGCAGACUGCUGGCUGCGGGUGGUGCGGGUGUUCCAGUCCAAGAAGUUCCAGUCUCAUAAGCUGGAGCUUCUGUACCAGCGCUACUUCUUCAGGCUCAACCAGAGCUCCCUCACCAUGCUGAUGGGGGUGCUAGUGAUCGUGUGCGGCGUGAUGCUGACCUUCCACUGUGUCCACGCGACCCCGGACGUGGCCUACUCCUCGGCCCUCUCCGUGGCCAUGGCCCUGUUCAUGGCCCUCAUGGUUGUGUGUAACCGGAACGGCUUCCACCAGGACUACAUGUGGAUGGUGAGCUACCUGGUUAUCGGGGUCCUGUUGCUGAUGCAGGUGUUCGGCAUGCUGAUGGUGGCACCUCGCAGCGCAUCUGAGGGCAUCUGGUGGUCUGUGUUCUUCAUCUACAUCAUCUACACGCUGCUGCCUGUCAGGAUGAGAGCAGCCGUGCUGAGCGGAGGGGUGCUCUCCACCAUUCACCUGGUCACCACCUGGCAGUUCAACCAGGAAGACGUGUUCCUCUGGAAACAGCUGAACGCCAAUGUGCUGAUCUUCCUGUGCACUAACAUCAUUGGGAUAUGUACCCACUACCCUGCCGAGGUGUCUCAGAGACAGGCUUUCCAGGAGACCAGAGGAUACAUUCAGGCCAGACUGCACCUGCAGAGAGAGAACCAGCAGCAGGAGCGCCUGUUGCUGUCUGUGUUGCCAAGGCAUGUUGCCAUGGAGAUGAAGGCCGACAUCAACGCUAAAAAGGAAGACAUGAUGUUCCAUAAGAUCUACAUCCAGAAACAUGACAACGUCAGUAUUCUGUUUGCAGACAUUGAGGGCUUCACCAGCUUGGCAUCUCAGUGUACGGCUCAGGAGUUGGUCAUGACACUCAACGAGCUCUUUGCCCGCUUCGACAAACUAGCAUCGGAGAACCACUGUCUGCGUAUCAAGAUCCUGGGCGACUGUUACUACUGUGUGUCUGGGCUUCCUGAGCCCCGCGCUGACCACGCCCACUGCUGUGUGGAGAUGGGCGUUGACAUGAUAGAGGCCAUCUCGCUGGUGCGAGAGGUGACAGGGGUCAACGUGAACAUGCGUGUGGGUAUCCACAGUGGCCGUGUGCACUGUGGGGUGCUGGGACUCAGGAAGUGGCAGUUUGACGUGUGGUCCAAUGAUGUCACACUAGCCAACCAUAUGGAGGCUGGGGGCAAGGCAGGGAGGAUCCACAUAACCAAGGCCACUCUGCAGUAUCUGAAUGGGGAUUAUGAGGUGGAGCCUGGGUUCGGGGGGGAGAGGAACGCUUACCUGAAGGAGAACAGCAUCGAGACCUUCCUGGUGCUGGGCUGCAGCCAGAAAAGGAAAGACGAGAAGGACAUGAUGGCCAAGAUGCAGAGGACGCGGUCCAACUCCAACGAGGGCCUGAUGCCUCCCUGGGUGCCCGACACAAGGUUCUCCAGGACCAAGGACUCCAAAGUCUUCAGACAGAUGGGGAUUGAUGAGUCAUCCAGCAAAGACAACCGUGGUGCCCAGGAGGCAAUGAACCCCGAGGAUGAGGUGGAUGAGUUUCUGGGGCGAGCCAUCGACGCCCGCAGCAUCGACCAGCUGAGGAAGGACCACGUCAAGAAGUUUCUGCUCACCUUCCAGACGUCCAGCUUGGAAAAAAAGUAUUCGAAGAAGGUGGACGAUCGCUUCGGGGGUUACGUAGCUUGUACUCUCCUGGUCUUCUGUUUCAUCUCCUUCAUCCAGAUUGUCAUAUUUCCACACACCCCGGUCAUGCUAGGGAUCUACAUCAGUAUCUUCAUCAUCCUCGCCAACAUCCUCUUCAUCUGUGCCAUAUAUUCCUGCGUUAAGCUGUUUCCAGCUGCGAUGCAGACGGUGUCAAAGAAGAUAGUCCAGUCUCGUACCAACAGCACUCUGGUGGGGGUGUUCACCAUCAUCCUCGUCUUCAUCUCUGCCUUUGUCAACAUGUUUGCCUGUGACACAGAGAGCUUGGUGGUCUGUAUCUCCCGGGAGCUGAACAUCUCUGUUGCCAUGGUGACGCCAUGUCUCAUCCGCAACCUGUCUGUGUCUGUAGACGGGGGUCUAGAGAUCUGUCCCAGCCAGGGCCCCUCAUGCCCCUUCCCAGAGUAUUUCAGCUACAGUGUGCUGCUGACCCUGCUGGCGUGUUCAGUUUUCCUCCAGAUCAGCAGUAUAGGCAAGCUGGCCCUCAUGCUGCUCAUCCAGCUCACCUUCCUGCUGCUGGUGGAGUGGCCACAGGUGGCGCUGUUCGACAGCGCUGACCUCUUCGUCACCUCCAAUGCCCUUGAUUUCAAUGAAACUAUUCAAUGGUCCCGUUUCAAUGAAACUACAGACGAGUGCCCGUUCAGUGAGACCAAAGUUUCCCUGAGGGUCAUGACUCCUGUGAUUCUCACUGUGUUUGUGCUGGCGCUCUACCUCCACGCCCAGCAGGUGGAGUCCACGUCACGCCUCGACUUCCUCUGGAAACUACAGGCCACAGAAGAGAAGGAGGAGAUGGAGGAGCUGCAGGCGUACAACCGCCGCCUCCUCCACAACAUCCUGCCCAAGGACGUGGCCGCUCACUUCCUGGCGCGGGAGCGGAGGAACGACGAGCUCUACUACCAGUCCUGUGAGUGUGUGGCCGUCAUGUUCGCCUCCAUCUCCAACUUCUCUGAGUUCUACGUGGAGCUGGAGGCCAACAACGAGGGAGUGGAGUGCCUCCGGCUGCUCAACGAGAUCAUCGCCGACUUUGACGAGAUCAUCAGUGAGGAGAGGUUCCGUCAGCUGGAGAAGAUCAAGACCAUCGGCAGCACCUACAUGGCCGCCUCGGGUCUCAAUGACUCCACCUACGACCGCGAGGGCCGCUCCCACAUCACGGCUCUGGCCGACUACGCCAUGAGACUGAGGGAGCAGAUGAAGUACAUCAACGAGCAUUCCUUCAACAACUUCCAGAUGAAGAUAGGUCUGAACAUUGGGCCAGUGGUGGCAGGGGUGAUUGGAGCACGGAAGCCACAGUACGAUAUCUGGGGGAACACGGUCAACGUGGCCAGUCGCAUGGACAGCACAGGAGUCCCCGACCGCAUUCAGGUGACCACGGACCUCCACCAGGUGCUUUCAGAUAUCGGCUACGUUCUGGAGUGUCGUGGGGUCGUUAAGGUCAAGGGUAAAGGGGAAAUGACGACCUACUUCCUGAAUGAUGGACCACCCAAUAGUUAGCAGCCGUGGCAGCGCUAGCCGGGACCAUUCCCACUGCAAGGACACGGCAGCACUAUUGAGGGAGGACAGGCACCGCGAGCUAGCGGCUAACAACUAGCGACGCCAUCACUUGAAACCCGAGCAAAGAGAAAAGACUAUGAGACUCCAGGAUUUGAGAAGGAAAGUGUUCUUGUGUGGCAGCCAUGUUUUGGAAGGAUGAGUGUUUUUCUCAUGUCUAGCCUCUCUCUCAGGCUACUUGAAAGUUGCAAAGUUUGUCUAUUUAAAACCACGCCUUUAGCCUGUGUCAAAUGAAGGAAAAAGCUGUACAUAAGGCUACUUUUUUUUUUUUUUUUCAUUAUGUGUGAUUUUUUUCUGUCAUUUUUUAUUUCGGGAUAAUUAUGAAACAGGUACUCAUGUUUUAUUUCUGGGUUACUUAUUUAUUUUAGUCUUGAUGUUUUGUGCAAAAAGUCCUUUAUGAAAAAGUGCGUGCACAAAUAUCCAGUUUAUUACAAGUGUGUAUGUACAUGCAUAUUUGUGUGUGUAUAAUUGAGAAGGAAAAUAUUGACCAAAGACCAAAGUAUUUACAAAAAAACAAGGCAAGACUUGUCUGUUAUGUUUUCGCGGAAGUCUGCCAUUAUCACUAACUCAAUCUGUUGCACGGCAAUAUCCUCAGUCUUUGUACUUCAGUGCCAAAGGCUAUUUCUCAGUAUGGGCAAAAUGUGUAACAACUUUCAUUUUGAGGUCAAGCACAGUUUAUCAUCGAUGACAUCUGUAGAAUUACUCUGCCUCAUCUCUAAAACAUGUAAUUCAAUAGUAAAUAGUGGCUUGGAAGCCUUUUUUAAGUCCGGGGGAGAAGAUUCAACAAAAUGAGAGGAAAUGGCAGUUCCACCCAGGAUGAUGGUCCCCCUCCUCCUAAACCCUUGUCAGAUUGGUUCCCCGCUCCAUGGCUCAGUCCAGCUAUAAAAUAAAAGCUCAGAGCUUGAGCAUCCAAGGCACAGCUGUAUACGUCAUGGCCAUAAAGGCAUAUACGGCCAACUGCGCCGUCCCUUUCAAUGAGGUAUGUUUUCUGUGCAAAUGGAAAUGAAAGGACUCAAAACUAAAAAAAGAUGUCCCAAAACCAU
This is a messenger RNA of Oncorhynchus mykiss (rainbow trout), 5195 nucleotides long. RefSeq names its product adenylate cyclase 6a (gene adcy6a). The record is from RefSeq and is a predicted model, not a curated record. Gene Ontology annotation, molecular function: adenylate cyclase activity. NCBI's taxonomy places the organism in Eukaryota, Metazoa, Chordata, Actinopteri, Salmoniformes, Salmonidae. Gene Ontology annotation, cellular component: plasma membrane. Gene Ontology annotation, biological process: cAMP biosynthetic process; intracellular signal transduction; adenylate cyclase-activating G protein-coupled receptor signaling pathway.